UCGCGAUCAUUUCUCCUCGCGUGAAGAAAAUAUAGGAAGGAAAGUCGGCCAUAAGAACAAAGCGACAAGUGACGUGAAAGGGGCGAAGGAAGAGCUCCUGGAAGAAACCAUCCGGCGUUCGAUCGCCGCCAUUUUUGAAGCAGGAAGUGAGAACCUUGAAGUUACGUAAGAGCGGCUUUUUAUGAAAAUGAUCUGCGGUCAUCUUGAUGGUGAUCCAAGUCGAUGGCGUGCGCCAGUCGCGAGUCGAUCGCCUUUCAACCCUCGUUUGCGAGGCUUUCGUGGAUGAUGGAUUGAAGUGACUUGGAUCGAAUGGGGGUAUAAAGUUCGAUGUUAAUGUCGAUUAAGCCUAGAUAUGUUUAUCGUUGAGAGAGAAUUUCGAAUUCGUAUGAUUCGUUUCGAUUUGGUAACCGUUUAAUGUAUUCUGUCCUCGACGACCCAAACAACAGAAAAACGGGAUUCUGAGAGGCUUUCUUGUGUAGUCGCUUGGCGAACAGCGUUGAUGGAAGUUACUUUGCCUUAUGGUUUAUCGUUUGAUCAAAUUUAACCAUGGAGAAUGAAAGAAAUUCGGUAGCCACAACAUCCAGGAAAGAAUCAGAAGGAAUUACAAGAUGGAUAGAAUCCGUGAUUAUCACCGUGUCGCAAACUUCCAUAGGCCAAGCAUUGUUUAAAUUUAUCGACUCGUUUUUAUGGGUCGUGGAAAAAUCCACGCAAUGGAGCUUACCUGCUCAUGAAAUCGCGGCUGAAGAGAAUGGUAAAGUAUUUGGGAGAAUAGAGCUCGUGAGACCUUUGCCAUGGCUUCUCUUUCUGCCAGGAUUAGUGAUACUUCGAAUCAUCAGAUGUGGGCUCAACGUGGGUGCUUUUAUUUUGGGCUAUCCACGAAUACGACCAAGUGGAAUGGUAAAAUUCGUGCAAAAGACUCGCAGACGAUUAAGAGCGAUAAACGUAAAGGCAGUAAAAGCGAGGCGUAGAAUAACGUGUCCCAAGGACAAGAGAUUGACGAUGAUCGAGGCCAAGAAGGCUCUGAUCAGAUCCAUCAAAUUGACUCUGUCGACUUUGUCUUGUUUGGAUACGUCUAAAUCAUCCCCCUCGCCACCCCCGAUGAAAAUUCGUGUAGGUCAAAUGGAUUUCGACACGAUAGCAACACCAGAAGAGAAAUCGACCACGGAAUCUGUCGGUAGUCCUGUACUCCACGAAAUGAAACGCAAAUUCUCCCAGAUCUUAGAUGAUGAAAGUUCCGAUGGGUCGGAUAACGAGACAUUUCGUACAAAACUCGAAAGAUUAGCAAUGGAAAACAGCACGGACGAUUCUGAUUUCAACAUUGCCGAUUGUUCGAUGGAAUCAAGCACAGGGAGCAGCGAAAACGACGUGGACAAGGAGAUAUCAUUUAACGAGACGACCGAGAUCCAGAGGGAAGCUUACAAAUUCUUGAAGGAUGAUACAUACCAGCUAAUGUCUUUGAAAUUGCAGAUAGCGAAAUCGAUGAAGGACAAGGAAACGAAGGAUGACGGGAAACUCGAGGGCGUGGACAGUUCUGAAUCAGCGGUGGAAAAGGCGAGCAAUAUGAUCAAAGACUUCAUCAAUGGAGAAAUAAAUUCUACGUUGCAACAAUCCACAGUUUCAGAACCAAGCUCAGAAGAUAUCGAAGAGAAGAAAACUUCAAAAGAGACCUGUGACACAGAAGCUUGCACCUUACCGAAAUCUGAUAGCUCUUCCUCAAAAGAGAAUUCCUCGGAAGUCUGCACGUCAUCGAAAUCUCGUAGCUCUCCCUCAAAAGGGAAUUCCUCGGAAUGUUGCGCGUCAGAAGUUUCCACGUCACCGAAAACUCGUAGCUCUCCCUCGAAAGAGAGUCCUUCGAAAGAGAGUCCCUCGAAAGAGAAUCCUUCGAAAGAGAGUCCCUCGAAAACUCAAACUCAAACAGAGACAAUCACGUUACCGAAAUCUCGUAAUUCCCCUUCGAAAGAGAGUUGUUCAGAAACACCAGAAACAAUUACAUUACCGAAAUCUCGUAAUUCCCCUUCGAAAGAGAGUCGUUCAGAAACACCAGAAGCGAUCACACUACCGAAAUCUCGUAAUUCCCCUUCGAAAGAGAGUUGUUCAGAAACACCAGAAGCGAUCACACUACCGAAAUCUCGUAAUUCCCCUUCGAAAGAGAGUUGUUCAGAAGCAAUUACACUACCGAAAUCUCGUAAUUCUCCCUCGAAAGAGUAUUCCUCGGAUACGCGCGCAUCAGAAACUGUUUCUGCGUUAUCGAGAACACGUAGUUCUCCUUCAAAAGAGAGUUAUUCGAGCGUACAAGGGAAAUCUUAUUACAAGUCGAAAAAAUAUGGCCGCAAUAAACCUACAUGGACCGAACAGUGAACAUAGAUGGAGACGUUGUUCCCUCUUAAAAGUUCCUUCACUGUGAUUUUCUUAAUAAUAUACUUAAGCCACGAGAUGCUUGUGGCUUAUUUUUAUUAUUUAUUCGAAUAACAAUUGAAAUUAGAAAAGAAGUAGAAGUAUCGCGAAAUCGUUCCAUCGCGAUGAUCGAUUAUUUGUACUAUAAAGAAGACGAAGAAUUUUUUUCUCGAAAAAUAUCAAAAAACUUUUCUAAUCACCGGUUUUCCUCGAAGCAAGUUCGUUGUAAUUUCGUUGUCCGUUUUGUUUUUUUACUGAAUAAUUGUAAUGAAACAAGCUGAAUAAAUAACAUAUUUGUUUUACAAAAAGUAAAAAAAAGAAAAAAGAAAGAAAAACGUUAUGCAGCAACUUCCAAAUACACGUAUUCCAAACAUGCUCGAAAUAAUAAUGCAACAAUACAUACGUAAUUAAAAAUUUCAUUAAAUCCAAAAGAAAGAAACAUUCUACGAUUCUAAUUUGUUCCUCGAAAAUUCAUCGAUCGAUGCACAAUUCGAUUAAUCAUUGAAACGAAAAGGAGAGAGAGAUCGUUGCAUAAAAAUUUCUCGAAACAAUUCAAACUUUUCCGUUCUAAUCUUCAGUUUUAAUCACGAAGUAAAUCUAUCAAUGGCGUUAUCCAUUGCACGGAUCCAUUUUGAAAAAAAAAAAUGAAAGCUUCGUUCGAAUCGAAAUAUUAUGUCGUUAUAACACGAUAAAAAAAUGGCAGAUAAUGGGAGAUAAUGGUCGAACGAUGGGGAGGACGAGAGAGUUUUUGGCCGCUUGUGAAAUAUUGAGCAAAAAGUCUGAUCUAUUAAGCCUCGGUGUAAACUUCCACAACCGUUGCUCAAAAUACGGACCAUGUUAUCGUUUUCACACUCUCGCUCGUGAGAUAAUUGACAUACAAUUGCAAUGUUUCAUGUGCGAUUGUGGGUAAUAAAAAUAACCAACCAGAAUGAAAGUUCGAGCUAUUCUUAGUAGACAAUGGUUAAUAAUUAAGGGAGAAAUAAUAAUUGAAAAAUAUAGAAUAGAAUAGAAUUUAAGGAAGGUUUAAACAAUUGUGAAUAAAAAAAAAAAAGUACAGAUACUCAGAAGCUUUUUGGUUGU
Molecule: messenger RNA, 3474 nt
Organism: Apis laboriosa (Himalayan honeybee)
Lineage: Eukaryota; Metazoa; Arthropoda; Insecta; Hymenoptera; Apidae
Product: dentin sialophosphoprotein-like
Exons: 13
Coding region: 547-2358 (603 amino acids)
Source: RefSeq, a predicted model, not a curated record